AUGUCUGACAGUGCUGUUGGUCCAAACGGCGAGCUGAAAGAUGCGUCUGAAAUGGUAUGGUUCAAUGAUGUGGAUGACAAGCAGCCUAUCCCCUCCUCAUCUAUGAACAAAUCUGCUCCGUUACAUCCGUUCUUUACUGGUGCUGCUGCCCCUGCAGCUAUCAUAGCAGGGUACUCGAUCCUGACAAUGUUGCAUCAUCCAGCACCACCCAAGAUUGUUGCAAGCCCUGCUGCUUCCGUUGAUGAUGGAGAAUCUGACUGUGACGACGACAUAGAUAUCGGUGGCACUAAUCUCGAUCAUCCUGAUGCAAUAGGUGGUGACACUGAAGCUGAGGAUGAUACAGAGCAUGCAUAUGCAUCGACAAAAGAUAUGGGAGAUGCGGAUCGUAAGGGUUCAACUCACCGUCCUAAGACUGAACGAACUGCAGAUGUUCAUACCAUCUUCAUCAAGAAAGAUGACUAUGUAGACCCACAUACCAGGCUGGUCGAACAUCGUGACCACAUUAAGAUUUAUCAAGAAAAUUGCAAGAAAUUAGAUAUUCCCUUGAAUGAGAGGGCAUGUCUGAAGUCCGAUGGUACUGGAACCCUCGAUAGUCAACAAAGUCUUGAUGGCAUUGUCGUUCAUCAGCCGCGAGCACCCAUGUUCACAACCAGUGGCCUUCUUGACUAUGUUGUGGAGUUGAUUGUGUGCGAGGACAAGGCAUUCCAGCUUGUGGAAAAAGGCCCAUUCCGUCGCCUACUGACUUACCUCCAACCAUCUUUGGCCAACAAGGAUAUUCCACAUUGUAAGGCCGUUCAUGAGGAAAUAAUGAAGAAAGCAGCAGCUACCAAAGCAUGGCUGAAAGAUGUUCUAAAGGAUAUACCUAGUAAAGUCUCAUUCACAUUCGACGCUUGGACAUCCAACCCUGCUGAUCCAUUUUUGUCUGUUACCGGCCAUUAUAUCCAUGCGCAUCCAGACAAACCCAAUGACUGGAAACUUCGAACUGAUGAACCUGGUGCAAAGUUGUGGGAUCCAGUACAAGGCCAUGUCAGAUGUAUGGAACAUACCAUCAACCUUGCUGCUGGACGUUUUGUCACAGCUGUCUCACCAACAUCAGCUUGCAAGCUUCUCAAAAAGAUCAAAGCCACAUUCAAACACGCUCAGCUAGAGGGCCAAGAUGUAGAUCUGGAUGCUUUAGAGGCCGACUUAGAUGAGGCGGAUAUUGAGGGUGAAAACCAAGAGGAUGAUGAUGACAACAACAACGAUGAAUUUGGAGUUGGGGACACGAUCAGAAAGGCACUAGCACUUGUGAAGCAGAUUCAUGCAUCACUGCAGGCUCGUGCUUUUUUUGCCCAGUCGUGUAAGCAAGCAGAUGUCCCUAUCCUCGAGCUGAUGCAGUGGGAACCAGCAAGUGCUACGCAAACAUCUUCGAGCUCACACAACCCUUCGGUCUGGCGCAUGAUACUUGUCCUUGAAUUUCUACAGAAAUCAUGGGAAAAUAUGGCCAAUCUUCCUCGAUUUUCCAAAGUCAGUGAUGCAAUUCAAAACGCUUUGGAAAAUGUUGCGAAGUGGUAUCACAACACAGAGGAUACCGAUGUAUAUUUUAUUUGCCUUGCACUUGACCCCAAUGUCAAGAUUGCAUAUGCCAAACACCAGUGGGACAAGGCAUCGUUUGAAAUUGGCCUUGACAAACUCAGAUGA
Messenger RNA from Suillus subalutaceus, 1680 nucleotides. RefSeq lists its product as uncharacterized. The transcript has 13 exons. NCBI's taxonomy places the organism in Eukaryota, Fungi, Basidiomycota, Agaricomycetes, Boletales, Suillaceae. The coding region runs from base 1 to 1680 and encodes 559 amino acids. The record is from RefSeq and is a predicted model, not a curated record.